Messenger RNA from Cephus cinctus (wheat stem sawfly), 4618 nucleotides. RefSeq names its product elongation of very long chain fatty acids protein 1. NCBI's taxonomy places the organism in Eukaryota, Metazoa, Arthropoda, Insecta, Hymenoptera, Cephidae. Gene Ontology annotation, molecular function: fatty acid elongase activity. The record is from RefSeq and is a predicted model, not a curated record. Gene Ontology annotation, biological process: fatty acid elongation, monounsaturated fatty acid; very long-chain fatty acid biosynthetic process; sphingolipid biosynthetic process. The transcript is spliced from 7 exons. The coding region runs from base 2744 to 3529 and encodes 261 amino acids. Gene Ontology annotation, cellular component: endoplasmic reticulum membrane.
ACAGAAGGGCGAAUCCGCGAUUGAGUCACACGCGUGCCGUCCUGUCUGGUAAGCCUGUAAAUUUCCUUUAAUUUAAAUCAAACGAUAUUAUCCUUCUACGUUAUUUUCGCACGUUGGGAUUCGUAUGCUGACGGUCAGGCUGAACGUAUCGUGUCGCAGAAAUAGUAUCGGGCGCAUAGCAGAGGGCGCCUUUUUUUCCUUCAAGGAUUCUACGCAAGGAAUAUAAUGCGGUAAACUGUAGCGUGCUUCCCGGCAACAUAAUUUGCUUUCCCGCAUUGCGGUAGUGCCACUCGAUUAAUCCUAGCUUAUCCUUAUCGCGCCUUUCAAAAAAAUUUGUGAAUCUGUUACAUUUUCAGCAGCUUCGCAGCAUGAACGUUUUAAAGGAAUCACGAGAAUCUAUGCACUGUUGUACCGCUGCACCGUUACACUGCUACCCUUGUGCAUGGGAAAGUGCAUAAGCGCUCUACUGGCACGCAUCACGUAUCGUAUUGCGAAGUGGUUGAUUAGGACUGAUAGGGGUUGUUUGGGAGUACACUGUACAUACAUAAAAGUAUUGAUAAUGAGGGGAAAAAAAUGAGAUAAUACUUUCUGUUCUACUUGCUAUAUAUUAUAAUUAGGCAACGUCAUCCUAAUUUAACAAAUAUUUCAUAGUAUCAUUGUGGAUCGAACUGAGAAUCAUUCUAUAGAAAAAGCAUGAUAACGGAAGAUCCUUUUUUGACUGAUAAUCGGUUUACAGUACUCUCCGUAAGAUGGCAGAAGAGCGCAUUUCUAGUUUCUAUUACCCAUGGAUGAUAAUAAUACGACAACGUUACAAUAUUCUGCUAACAGAUGGCACCGUUAUGCAUGUACCAUAGCAUUUUCAAAAGCAGGUUUCGAGUAUUAAUUUUCCCCAAGUACAUGUAUAAAGCAAUUGGAGAAAAAUACGGAAUAUCAAUAUUUUACAAAAAAAAGGUAUGUUGUGACAGGUUUAUAUAUAAUUGUUAGAAAAUUUAUUUUUCACGUUAUAUGUGGGCGACGCAAUAUUCUUUACUUUUAUAAUGCUUAUCUCUGAGCAACGUAAUUUUCAUAAAGUGUUAAACAGUUUACCAAAUUUAUACGUCAUUUUUUAAUUCAUAACAACACUAGAGAUUUAGGGGAAUUCCAGUUUCAGCUAAAUCCGCCGUCCAUAAGGUGAAUUUCGAAAAUUUAAAGUGUAGUCUUUACAUAUACACGAUAAGCCAGUCACGCGUUCACGAUUCCGAAAUGUAUACAAUCAGAGAUUAAGUAGUAGUAUAAUAUAGAUGCGAAUGGGCCAGACUAGGGCAGACGGUUGAGACCAGCCGAGACGCAUAGACGCAUAUAUGAUACGUUCGUGGCUAUAAUCCUCAUUCAAAUGACAGCACACGGGGAAGCCAUAUAUUCAUCCCACCCUGCUGGCGCUCCUGUACUAGUUGGAAGUUACGUUUCUCAUCCAGCCCUCUCUAACAGGGCUGAAACAACGUUCUAAUAAAAAGGUGCCAUGAUAAAGCUAGUACAAUUCGUUUUUUACUUUCGCGGGCCUUGUAACGAGAAGGCUUCGGGCAGAGAUUGGCGAUCGUCAUAACGCCUUAAGAUUAAACUGCCUUUUUUUCAAAUAAAGAGGAACUGUCGUAACUGUUGCGAAACUAAAAAGAGUAAUUACCUCCUUCUCAGUCGAUUGAUGAAUAAGAGUAUUACAACUUCUUUUUUAAUCUUCGAAGAUGUACCAACGUUCUGAAACUUUUAUUGAGCACGGUUUGAUCUUUUUUGAAUUUUGUUACGAUACAUUUUUCAGAGAAGGCAAAAGCUUAAUUGUACGUUUUAAUUUUUAAUUACAAUUUUGGCUUUUAGAGAAUUAUAAGAAAAAUGAAAUGAAAAAAUUACAAAAAACUCUUUAUUGAAUAUCAUAGCGUAUACUUGAUAUAAUGAAAUAAUUAAUGAAAUUACAUUGGCCGGCUUUUGAAAUUGUGAUACUAGUCGAACUACAUUGAUUAUAAUAUCUGUAUUAGCUAAGUUAGGAAUUAACUGUCGGGGCAUUGGAAUGUUAUAAAAAUUACAUCGUCAAUUAUGAAAAUCACAGUUUAUAAUAUAUAUUUUAAUAUCUACUUUUUUUUAUCUAGUUCUUAAACAUUAUCCACAUUAUUUGAAUAAAUAUAAUUUUUCUCUUAGCAUUAAAUAUUAACAAUUGGUAUGAAUUAAGGAGACUAAUAAGGGAUUAUUUCUUAGUCAAGAAAUUGAUCAUACGGGUACCAGGUACGUCAACUACGUCCCUGACUAUAAGCCUCUAACCGGGGGUGCUUGCCCUGCAGAUGAGCGUAACGUCUACGGUAGCCUAGCGAUUUAAAAGACAGUCGUUAGUGAACAGUGGCAGUCAGUCAAGAUAUAGUCUCCGAGACAAUCUUUGUGUCUCAUAGAAACAACCACAAGAUAAAAAGUGAAAUAGUCAGCAAAAGAAACACGUUCCAGUUUGUUGGUUAAAGAUGAAAAGAUUCUACGACAUCUGUGGUCGAUACGUUUUAACAGCUGAUUAUUAACAUAGUGAGCGUUAAAGAGAAACUCGGCAAGAUCUGUAAGAUAAUUAUUAAUCUAAUUAACAAGUUUAUACCUGAAGACAUUCACAGAAUUCAAAUUGAUAUACAACGGUUAAUCUGCGCUACGGUGUAAUAAACAGGAACUAACAGUGGCAUCCACAGUGCAGCAGACCCUGGCGCUGCUCAAGGAAUUUAAAUGUUCAUCACGAGAGGACAUGGGGCCCUUAGAGGCGUAUCGUUAUCUUAUAGAGGAGAUAUCAGAUCCAAGGGUGGCUGAUUGGCCAUUGAUGGCUAGUCCAUUUCCGGUGAUUCUUGUGCUGCUUCUAUAUUUAAUAUUCGUUCUUCACGUGGGUCCGAAUUUCAUGAAGAAUCGUGAACCCUAUUCCCUACACGGUCUUAUGAUCGGAUACAAUGUCUUCGUUGCGGCAGCUAGUGGAACUGUGUUCUACGGAUUACUCACUUCCGGAUUUACUACGAAUCUCUCUUGGGGAUGCGAGCCUGUCGAUUUUUCAUAUAAUCCAGAACCACUUAGUAUGGCCCGGUGGGUGUGGUGGAUAUUGCUCCUGAAGAUGCUUGAACUUGGAGACACGAUUAUCUUUGUCCUAAGGAAGAAAUACAAUCAAACAUCUUUUCUCCAUAUUUACCAUCACGCCACAACCGUUAGUCUUUCUUGGAUUGCUUGUAAAUAUGCUCCAGGUGGCAUGUGGACCUUCAUAAUGAUGCCCAAUUGUAUGGUGCAUGUUAUCAUGUAUACCUAUUAUCUACUGGCGUGUCUUGGUCCAGAAAUGCAGAAAAGAAUCAGCCCUUGGAAGCCAUACUUGACGAUGCUCCAGUUGAUCCAGUUUGUCGUGAUGGUGAUACACACGUCGCAGGCACUUAUGCCCUCUUGUGAACCAACCCGGAAGCCCCUGGCCUAUAUAUACAUGUUUCACGUGAUUGUGAUUUUCUACAUGUUCUGGGACUUCUACAAAAAAGCAUAUUUGAGUAAGAAGAGUGAGUAAGCAUUAGAAGCGAUGGGUGAGUUCUUGAAAUGGAUUAUUAAGAAAAGAAAAAAGAAAAAAGGAGAGUCAACAACGAAUGACUAGAGAAAAGAAAAGUUUCUUCGAACAUUUUAAAUUGUCGUAGGGACAUUGACGAUCUUUAUCGAUAGCAUAAUCGACAGCACUAACUCGAGAUGAUUCUCGGCCGGCAAGUCACGUGGGCUUGUAAUUUUGUACUUUCUUAACAGUAAAAUUCGUCUCCAACCGAUUCGGACGUGUCUCUCUUUUACCACAAUAUCGUCAUACUGGGCAAACUACAACGGAACCAUACCAUUACAAAUGGUGGCAGAGUCGGUCAAUUUGAAUAUUACAUACUCGAAUGAAUAAGAAAGCUGAGAAAUGAGAACUGGAAACGUAUUUCACGUUGAAAUACGUUGGAAUACAUUGGAAUACGUUAACCAGGAUAUCCGGAAUUCAAAUGAUUUUCGGACAAAUCUCAAUGAGAGAAAUGAUGGAUCGUGGAGAGGGGCCGGAAGGAGUACUUGUGUGUGUAAGAGGGGAAGCGAAAGCUCUGGCUCUAAAGCUUACAUAUGAAUACAUAUCAUAUAGUGGGCUUUUACGUUGGUACCAGUCUAGUAACAACUCCAGCUAUAUUCCACCUACAGAUACGUUGUUACCGUAUAGUAUAGUUGCGAAGGAAGUACCGUGUAGCCGGUAUAGUAGCUAUAUUAUAUAUAUAGUGGUAUCACUGGAUGGGAAUGUUUCUCUCAGGGAAAUUAGCAUAGGGGAUUAGUGUGUCCGUGGUUUUAAGUCGACACGCAUGGCCGAGCACCGAUAAGACUUUAUUAAAGCCGGGCUCGUAUGUAUCCAGAUCCCGUUUCCAAGGGAGUCCUUAUAUAACCUCCUGUGGAAGCUCACACGUCGAGGGAUAUAGUACAGUUUUAAUAAAUAUGGAGUAGCCUUACUGUGAUCCUUCCUAGCCGAUUCCUCGUAACAUUAUUCUGUAUCAUCUAAAAGAUAUUUAACCUGAUGACUCGUUUAUAUAUAAGAACGGAUAAGCAAUAGCAAUGUUAUACAAGGGUAAUUUCGCUAAUAAAAUUAUAAAGAACA